CCGCCCUCUUCGUAAAUAUUCAGGACCCGAAUGCCCUGCGUCCGCUUGCGUGAUGACGCAGCGCGACAAAUGCGGAUCCCGAUUGCUGCAAACGCUUGUCAGUGUGACGAAGAUUGGCACCAAGGUCAGUUCCCUCUCCCCGCUUAUAUAAUGCCCCAGUGUUGGCAGUGGCCACUUUGAAUAUGAUGGCUACCCAGUCAGCGUCCUUAGAGCAAUAUCAAGAGGGAGACCAGCAGAUACAGGUGAUGGACCAGUCGGACAGUAACCCUGAAGAGGGUUUUGCCAAUGGAAACAUAGGAACAUCAAACAGCCCUGCAUCCACUGAACCACAGACGCAAAUGGAUGCUGACAAAGCCUCUAUAUAUAGACAUCCCCUUUUCCCUCUUUUGGCUCUGCUGUUUGAAAAGUGUGAGCAGUCUACUCAGGGCGCUGACUGUGCAUCUUCUGCAAGUUUUGACGUGGACAUUCAGAACUUUGUACGCAUUCAGGAGAAAGAGGGCAAGGCCUUCUUUAUUGAAGAUUCUGAAAUUGAUAGCUUGAUGGUCAAGGCCAUCCAGGUGCUUAGGAUUCAUCUAUUGGAGCUGGAGAAAGUAAGUGACCUCUGCAAGGACUUCUGCAGUCGUUACAUUACCUGCCUCAAGACCAAGAUGAACAGUGAGACACUGCUGAGUGGAGAGCAAGGUAGCCCGUACUCUCCGACCCAUGACCAGAUGUCCAGCUCUUUCUCAGGCACCUUUAGUCCACAGGGCCUUGUGGUGCCUACAUCAGGUCAUCAACAGGGCAAUGUUACCUUGGCAACUGUCAAUCCAUCACAGGGGGUGAUGGGUAAUGCACUAUAUCAGCCAGUAACAGUCGUCACACCACAGGGGCAAGUUGUGACACAAGCCAUCUCACCUGGCACGAUACAUAUUCAAAGCUCACAGCUUCAACUUCAGCUCAAUCAGGACUUGAGUUUCUUUGGUGCUGAUGACAGCUCACCUAAAAACAAACGGGGUGUUCUUCCCAAACAAGCUACUAAUGUCAUGCGUUCCUGGCUUUUCCAGCACAUUGCACAUCCCUAUCCUACUGAAGAAGAGAAGAAACAGAUUGCAACUCAAACUAACCUGACUUUACUGCAAGUUAAUAAUUGGUUCAUCAAUGCCCGUAGACGGAUCUUGCAGCCAAUGCUGGAUGCCAGCUGCUCAGAAACGCCCAAAACAAAGAAGAAAUCUGCUCAGAGUCGCCCUCUACACCGCUUCUGGUCGGACUCCAUCGUCUCUUCUGGAACCCAGCAGCAUCUAACAAUGCCAGAUGGUAGUUUGGUAACAGUUGGGAUGAACGUAGAUGGCUUCCAAGCUCUUUCAUCAGAUGGUGCAACUCUUGCCAUGCAACAGGUUAUGAUGGGAAAUCACAGCGAGGAGGAAUCGGAAGAAAGUGACAAUGAAGAAGGCGACACAGAUUUGUCAUCUGCCAACAUGACUGGGCUGGGUUUAGAUGUUACUGACUAAACUACGUGGAUUUCAGAACACGCACUGCAUGCUUACAUAGAUAUUCAGCCAAGCUGAUACUUGUGCACUACAAGAAAAUAUUUAGAGUACUGUAUGUGGGCCUUUUACAAUACACAAACACACAUGAACAGUUUACAGACAGCACAAUGUCGUGGAAGGGUGUGGUGUGUGUGCAUUUUAGCGCCUGUUUUUAUUGCAUAGCUGUGCAGGUAAGUGCACUUUUAGGUAUGAGAUACACUUUGUGAAAAUUGACAGAAAAUGCAAGUAAACACACUGAGGCAAGUUUUAAACUCCUUUAGUACAUGUUUGGUAAUGAUUUGUGUUCUGUAUUAACGAAGUUGAAUGCCAAGAUUUGAGAGUUUGUCUUUGUGCUGAUUUUAUUCACACUGCAUGCUAAUGUUUGUUCACUACUAUUGAGAGCAGCUGCAAGACAGAGUCUGAGGACAAAAGAGAUUCUUAUUUUUAUAUAUGAGCAUUGUAUAAACAAAGUGUUUUUUUUUCCUUUUUUAUUAGUUUGUGUUUUAUAAGGAAUAUUUAUGUACAGAAACAUUAUAGCUAUGUGCCCUGCUUUCAGGGGAUGAUUUAAAUUUUUAAGAAAAAAAGUGGAAAAAAGAUGUUGGACUUAAAAACCAUUUUUAAUAUGUAAAUUGGUUUUAACACAUGUUACAAAAUUGCCUUACAUCUUUUAUAAAACUAUUACACUAAUAAGCACAGAAAGCCUAAUGCAUUGACUAUAUUCAGUAAUGAGUUGUAGUAUCUUCCAGUUUAUGUUAUAAUGUGUCCUAGCUGAAGAUGUUUCUUCGUUUCAGAGGGGGCUCUUUGUACUGCUCUAGGACAAUGUAUAUUUGACCUAACACACGUAAUGCUUCCAAAAUCAAACAGAUCCGUUAAAAAUACUUUGAAAAAAAAAGUGGCAUAAAAAGUCUUUAUUAAGGCGAAGUUGCCACAACACUGUACAUUCACUAUUGCUUUUUGGGAAUUGUUUAAGGACCGUAGAAGUACAGUAGUGUUUCAUAUUAAAAAGUUUUGCAACAUUGCAAAUACAUGGAUUUUCUUUGCAUGAAUGGGUGCU
Molecule: messenger RNA, 2559 nt
Organism: Triplophysa dalaica
Lineage: Eukaryota; Metazoa; Chordata; Actinopteri; Cypriniformes; Nemacheilidae
Gene: pknox1.1
Product: pbx/knotted 1 homeobox 1.1
Exons: 11
Coding region: 183-1487 (434 amino acids)
Biological process (GO): angiogenesis; regulation of transcription by RNA polymerase II
Molecular function (GO): RNA polymerase II cis-regulatory region sequence-specific DNA binding; DNA-binding transcription factor activity, RNA polymerase II-specific
Source: RefSeq, a predicted model, not a curated record